Messenger RNA from Saprolegnia parasitica CBS 223.65, 658 nucleotides. RefSeq lists its product as hypothetical. The record is from RefSeq and is a predicted model, not a curated record. Lineage: Eukaryota; Oomycota; Saprolegniomycetes; Saprolegniales; Saprolegniaceae. Bases 19 to 537 code for a protein of 172 amino acids. The transcript has a single exon.
AAUUCAAUCUCCGCCGCGAUGGCCACCUCGCUCAAGUACAGCGCCAACGUCGAGGUGCAGGCCAAGAACUGGCUCGGGCUCACGACGUGGAAGUUCCAGAACUGGGCGCUCGACGGCAGCUCGCUCACGAUUGCCCAUGCGAGCUGCCUCAAGCGCGACGCCGACAGCACCGUCAAGUACACGGUCGUGCGCGGCGGUGCGUGGAGCGGCCAGCAGUUUGGCCUCCGCGUGCAGACAAUCGAGAACGGCGAAAUCUUUGCCUGUGCGACCUCCAAGACAGCGUGGGCGAUGUGGCUCAACGCGUUCUUCGCCCUCGACGCCAAGCACAAGCUGCAGACGUCGCGCGACUCGACGACGUCAACGACCGAUACGCAAGCUAGCGACGACGAACGCUCCAUUACCGACUCGCCACCGCGCCUGACCAAGAAGGUCUCGUUCAGCGGCGACGUCCGCGUGCGCAUGAUCGAGCCGCGGCAACCGACUGAGCCCGAGCUGAACGCAAAGUUUGCUCUCCAAGCCGCCAUCUUUAGCUGCUGAUCGGCGACGCAGCUGCCGCGUGUGGCGUCACCCGUGCCACGUAUAUAUUAUUUGAUGUGUGAAUGUAGCAUAGUAGACGCAAGUGCUGUUGUAAAUUAAAUUGAAGAAACGUCGCAACCCA